UCUGGAGCAGAGCGAGUUACAGCGGGGCAGCAGAGCAGAGCAGAGCGGCGCUGAGCGAGGCAGCGAGCGAGCUUUCCCCCCAACUCGCCCGUCUCCGCCUGGGAAAGCAAUUCGGGCUAUUACCGCCCCCGAAAUGAAAAGCAGAGCCAGCCCUUAUCGCAGAGGACACCUUUAACUACACGGCGGACCCGACAGGACCCUCAUGAAUGGCUUAGUCCGAGAGUUUGUCAGCACUUUGAGGAAUGAGGGAGACGACGCUUCUCGCUCCCUCGUUGUCCAACGAGAGGACAAGAUGGCAGCUCAGCAAGUGUUUUGAGCAUGGUGUGGGUGCAUAUUAAAUCCCUGACAUGUUCAGAGAAGCCUCGCAUUUCGACGACGGUUGCUGGCUGUGAAGGUAUGGCCUCACAGGUUUUGGUCUGCCCACCGCAUGUGUAUCAACCCCAGACAAGUGCCUUUAGCAGUGUGAGGAAAGCGGAGGCCAGCAGCUGUGUGUACCAUGAGAAGACCCCUCGCACCUACGUGGUUGGCGUGAACCUAGGCAUUGCACACCCAACCAAUAUUGUCCCGACGUUAAAGACAGAAGUGUGGCAGGGCGUGAGACCCCGUGGUGCUCUUGACCCGUUACAGACUGUGUGUUCUUCGUCAGCUCCUGUGAGGCGUCACUCGCCGCACAGGUGUGUGGAGCCGGGGGGAGUUGAGGGGCGUGGCUUCAGCGCGGUCACAGCAGGUGAGGAGGACAGAGGAGACGGUGGUCAGAGAGUCCAGAAGGAAUCUUCUGGAGGAGCGGGUGGAGGUGAAGUUGAGGAGGGAGAGGAGGAGGAAGGGGAAGGGCGGGACGAGGAGGAGAAGAGAGGGAGGAGCGGAGGUUUAAAUUCUGUAGACGGAACCCUGCGAUGUGGGUUUAAACGCAAAGGUGAGGAGCUAGACAGUAAGAGUAAGAGCACCAUGCAGAUAGUAGAGGAACAUUCUGCACUACCUGCCAUGUUGCAAAGCAAUGUGGGAAGUACAGCCACAGGUGUGGUGCCCUCCAAACCCAGUGGGACAGGAGUGGGCGGGGCUGGUGCAGCAGGGGACGGGGACUACCAGCUGGUUCAGCAUGAAGUCCUGUAUUCCAUUAAGCACACCUAUGAGGUGUUAGAGUUCCUGGGCCGAGGAACCUUUGGGCAGGUGGUCAAAUGCUGGAAGAGGGGCACCAACGAGAUUGUUGCAGUGAAGAUCUUGAAGAACCACCCUUCGUAUGCACGGCAAGGCCAGAUUGAGGUGGGAAUUCUAUCCCGCCUGAGCGGCGAGAACGCGGAGGAACACAACCUGGUGCGGGCCUUCGAGUGCUUCCAGCACCGCAACCACACCUGCCUGGUGUUUGAGAUGCUGGAGCAGAAUCUGUAUGACUUUCUGAAGCAGAACAAGUUCAGCCCACUGCCGCUGAAGAUCAUCCGGCCUGUGCUGCAGCAGGUGGCCACAGCACUGAAGAAGCUGAAGAGCCUGGGUCUGAUCCAUGCUGACCUCAAGCCUGAAAACAUCAUGCUGGUGGACCCCGUCAGGCAGCCCUACCGCGUGAAGGUCAUUGACUUUGGCUCGGCCAGCCACGUCUCCAAAGCAGUAUGUUCCACUUACCUGCAGUCACGGUAUUACAGGGCUCCAGAGAUCAUCCUGGGCUUGCCUUUCUGUGAGGCCAUAGACAUGUGGUCACUAGGCUGCGUCAUUGCUGAGCUGUUUCUGGGCUGGCCACUUUACCCCGGCGCACUGGAGUAUGACCAGAUUCGUUACAUUUCUCAAACUCAAGGGCUGCCUGGAGAGCAGCUGCUGAAUGUGGGAACGAAAACGUCUCGCUUCUUCCGCAAGGAGACCGACUCACCGUAUGCAGCCUGGAGACUGAAGACAACAGAGGAGCAUGAGACGGAGACUGGAAUGAAAUCGAAGGAGGCCAGGAAGUACAUCUUCAGCUGUCUGGACGACAUUGGCCAUGUGAAUCUGGUGCUGAAUAUGGAAGGCUGUGACCAGCUGGCAGAGAAAGCAGACAGGCGGGAGUUUGUGGAUCUCCUGAAGAUGAUGUUGCUAAUCGACGCUGAACAGCGGAUCGCCCCCUUGGACGCCCUCAACCACCCUUUUGUCACUAUGCAGCAUUUACUGGACUUCCCCCACAGCAACCAUGUGCAGUCUUGUUUCCACAUCAUGGAUGUCUGUCACUCCAGGGGCAGCACGUACGACACAGUCAACCGUAACAAGGCUCCGCCCCCUCUCAUGAAACCAGUAACCCUAUCCAGUGCCCCCAACAUCACUGUUGCCUUCAACAAAAUGCACUCCAUGCACUCACAGGCUCUGCCCCCACCUGCUCCACCCGUGGUGCAUCCUGGCAUUCCCCUCCAGACCGGAAGUGGUCAGUUUGGCUGCACAGACUCUUUUCAACAAGCACUCAUUCUUUGCCCCCAGACUAUUCAAGGUGCUGCCCCCAAAUAUGGAAUUGGGUCGAACCCAACCCAGCCCUCGGGCUAUUCUGUCCGGAUGGAGAACACUCUAUCACUGGUGACCCAAGCCCCAGCCAUCCAGCCCUUACCCCUGCGACCUGGAGUCAUAGCACAGCAGCCGUGGUCCAACAGAACUCCACAGAUCCUGGUCCCAGCGUGGCAGCAAGUGGCCCCUCCCACAACUACACUUCCCUCAGACACUGUCCCACAGAGGAGAGGGGACUGGGGAAAAGUGCGCCCACAUAGCAGUCAUUACGGUUCCAUGAUCCCCCAACCACUCAUGCCCAAUCAAAUGGCUGUGUCAGCGCACCAGUCCAUAAACAUCGGCAUCGCUCAUGUCGUGUGGCCCCAGACUGCACCCAGUAAGAUCAGCAAGCCCAGUCAUAACAGGAGUGUGAAUGUUUCACAUUAUACUGACACACAGCACUCAGUGUGUCUCUCGCCAAAGACCCGGGACAGGCUGCGGAACCCAGUGGCGGCGGGGCAUUGUCCUCGGGGAAGGGAGGUGGAGCCUCGGGCAGCACAGGAACCAGAGCGGAUAGAGGAGACGGAGGACGUGAGCUGCUGUAAAGCAGGGAAGCGUUCUGAUGAGCAGCUUUCAGUAUCUAAUCAGCAGCGGGAAUCCAUAGUUAUUGGUGAAUCUCCAAGCCCGGCAGUCAGCGCCAUUAGCAUAAGCAGCGACACAGAUGAAGAGGAGGAAGUGACACAGAGAUGUUCACCCCACACGUGCAAGGGCAGUCCAGAGUGUGAGGCAUGUAAAGGAUCUCUCAAUAUGGAGCGCGUAUGUUCUCUCAGCAGCCCAGACAGCAGCCUGAGCACCAGUUCUUCAGCAUCAGCUCAGUCCAGCCCAUCACCCUGCAAGAGACCAAACAGCAUGUCUGAGGACGACGGUCAUGAGAGCGGCUGUGACACCAUUGAUGGUUCCCCAGCAUCGGACACAUCUCUGGGGCCAAACAACAGCCCAUUCCCGGAGAGACUGUUCAUUAACAACAACCAGAACCAGGAGGCCCAAGUACAGAGAACUGAACCGCAAGCAGAGCUGAACAAGCCUGCCGUGAGGACCAUGGUGGUACCUCCCCUGAGAGUGAUCAACAAUAACAACUAUCAGCAACACAUUCACCAGCAACCCAGUGGAGAAUACCACCACACCAGCACAGUCUUAGAGUCAUCAUGCCAGUCUCGCGGGCGCUGCGGCCCAGGACGGCUGAGCCUGCACUCCACCCCAACUCUGCCCCGCCAGCAGAAGAUCAACUCCACAUUCCAGCAGCAGCCGCUGGGCUUUGGCCAGGUCCAGCACUACGCCUCCUGUCACAAGGAGUGGAACGGCAACUACAGUCAGCCACCGCGCCGUCCGCAAGCCUUCAUCCCCCCCACAGUUCACGCCCACCCCUUCCCACCGCUGCAGCCCCAUGGCAGCCCCACACACUCUGCCGGCCCUCCGCACCCAACCGCCCUUCUGUCCUACCCACCCUCCGGCCCACCCGUGGCCCACCUGCUCCCCUCACCCUGCCCGGCUCCCCCCCAGCCCCCACGUCCUGUCCUGCAGCCCGCCUACAGCCUGGUGCCGCAGGGCCUCAGCGUGGGCAUCGACCCACGCCUACUGCCGUCGCCCACCCUGCACCCACCCGCGCACUUCAAGGCCCUGUUCCAACCGCAUUCGUACGUAGCCUCACCCGCUUACGCAGGGUUCCCCCUCAGCCCCACCAAACUCCCCCAGUACCCGUACAUCUGAGCUGCCGGAGCCCGAGGAGCAUGUGCAGCCGCCACUGAUAUAUGUAUAUGUAUACACACACACGCUCACAAACGCGCACACAUUUGGGUGGGUGGGUGUGUGUGUGAGAAAUAGCUAUUUUUUCUAUAUUGCCUUCUCUAAC
Molecule: messenger RNA, 4339 nt
Organism: Astyanax mexicanus (Mexican tetra)
Lineage: Eukaryota; Metazoa; Chordata; Actinopteri; Characiformes; Acestrorhamphidae
Gene: hipk3a
Product: homeodomain interacting protein kinase 3a
Exons: 16
Coding region: 319-4197 (1292 amino acids)
Biological process (GO): peptidyl-threonine phosphorylation; peptidyl-serine phosphorylation
Cellular component (GO): cytoplasm; PML body; nucleus
Molecular function (GO): ATP binding; protein tyrosine kinase activity; protein serine/threonine kinase activity
Source: RefSeq, a predicted model, not a curated record